AUAAUCAGCGGUGCCUCUAUCAAGAUGCGGCUGAAGAUGCCCCAGAAGCUGCUAAAAACUGCUCACUACAUAGAGCUGGGCAGCUACCAGCACUGGCCGGUGCUGUUGCCGCAAAGGAUCCGGCUGUACACGUACGAGCAGGCCCCCCUGUUCCUCAGAGAAAACCCCUACAUCACAGACGGCUACAGGGCUCACCUGCCCUCCAAGCUCUGCCUGAAAAGUAUAUUCAUUCUUUCUAAUGAGACGGUGAACAUCUGGAGCCACCUCCUGGGUUUCCUUCUCUUCUUCUUCAUGGGGGUCAACGACCUGUCAUCCCUGCUGCCGGCCUCCAGAGCCAACAGGGAGGACUACGUCAUCUACGCCAUCGGACUGUUCUGCUUCCAGGUCUGCAUGCUCUGCUCGGUGGGUUAUCACCUGUUCUCCUGUCACCGCUCAGAGAAGACCUGCAUGCGCUGGCUGGCGUUGGACUACGCGGGCAUUUCUGUGGGAAUCCUGGGGUGUUACGUCCCCGGGAUCUUCUAUGCUUUCUACUGUAACGCAUUUUGGCGGCAGGUCUAUCUGCUCACUGUGCUCUCCAUGAUCCUGGCCGUCUUCUGCGCUCAGGUCCAUCCCAGUUACCUCAGCAACGACUGGAAGGUGAUACGGAUGACAAUCUUCUCCUGUGUAGCGGGCAUUGGUGUGAUUCCUGCAUUGCACUGGGUCUGGCUCAAUGGAGGACUCACAUCAGAUAUCGUGCAGCUUUUUUUCCCUCGAGUGAUCGUCAUGUACUUGAUUGCAGGAUCUGCCUUCCUCUUCUACAUCACCAAAAUCCCUGAGCGCUAUUUCCCCGGUCAGGUGAACUACCUUGGAGCCAGCCAUCAGCUGUGGCACAUCCUGGUGGUGUUCAUGUUCUACUGGUGGCAUCAAACCGCCGUGCACAUCAUGCACUUCAGGCACAGCCAGCCCUGUCCCACCUGGAGCAGGAAGAGCUAAAGCACACCUGAAAAUCCUCAUGGAUUCUAAAGUACAGCUCAGCUGCAGCGACUAUACCGUUUGAAAAAGACGUGACACUGUAGUGUAGAAGCACAUUAGAGGAAGGCUUUGGUUAGAAACCAGGAACUGAUGAGCGUUUGAUCAAUGCAUGACUUUGGAAUGAUUAUUUAUUUGUCUAAAUGUGUCUAAACUUCCUUGUCUAGGGAGUAUUACAAUAUCAGUAAACAUACUAUUCUAACGGUUAGCCAGUGUGAACUCUGACAUCUACUUUUGAGUAAGUUAGCUCUAAUAUUGAUGCUGACUUUUUUGACUCCAGAACAAAUCAAUGCCCACUGCUGUCGAAAAGUUGCAUUUUGGGUGCAAAGAUGUCCGUUUUUUUUCUUUUCGGGCCAGUUUUAUGCAUUUUCUUUUGUUUUUUGUUUAAAGCUCAAUCAGGUGACUUUUCAAGCCAAGUAACAAUAAUGGUAGUCUCAUAAUUGAACAAUUUUUUUUUUUGUCAUUAGAAGACCUUAAACAGCAGAAGCUUUGGGGUUUAUCUCCUUAACGUCUGCAUUUAUUUUGUUUUCUUUAAAGUCCCACUCCAAUCAUCGUUUGAUCUAUUUUCACUAUCUUUCCAGAUAUAAAAAAAAAAAAAGUGUCAUUUUUAGACAAAAGUCUACAAACCCGUGUCAUUUUCUAAGACAGUUUCCACAGAGUGACAGGAGUCCAUCAGAAAUUUGCCCCAGAAUUGUGGGAGAGGCAAGAAAUGCAAUUUUGAGCUUUAUUUUCUUCAUAUAUGUCCUCCAUUAUCAGAAAACACCCCAAGAACACAUUAAAAACACCAAGAACACACAGGAGUGGGUCUUUAAUGAAAUUCAGACUUUUAUUUUGUUUUACUAAAACAUUGCUACAUAAGUCUACACAGAACCAGAAUUAUAAAACAAAAUGACCUUUGAGAAUCGAAUGAAUUCAAAUUUACUAAAUAUAAUUAUAGUCAUAAUAAAAGAUAAAAAAGCACUUAAAUAAAAUGAAUCUUCAAGGUUUUUUAGUCCAGCUGUAUUUAAAUGUCAUGGAAAUAGAAAUAUUCAAUCAGUGUGUUUUGUUCUUUUGCCAUAUGGGACUCUAGUUGUAUAUUUGUUUAAACUGUAUUUAUUAAAACCUGAUGUCACAUUUCGGUGUUUGUGUAGAGGAAAUAUAACUGUGAAAAAGCUGAAGCAUUUAUACUCUGCGGGAUUUCAGUUGUACUCAUUAGAAAAGAUCCGCAUGUGAACUAAAAACCAUGAAGUGACCUGUGAGGAUCUGCUUCUUCAAUAUUAUCUCUGAAUGAUUAUUGGGUGCAUUUCAUUUCUUAUAAAUGCAUUAUUUUUUUGAAAUUUUAGGCAAAUUCUAUUUCACACUUUUUUAUUUAGUCAGUCUGGACUACAGAAUCAGUUGUAAAUAUCUUUGAAAAAAACGUUUCUUUAUGUGACUGAAUCCACUGAAAGCACUUUCUGUCGUACAGGGAGAAGGAACUUUAUUGUUUUUUAUAAAUUGCCUGGUUUGUCUCUCAUAAUGAUUGUUUUUAUAGUCAGCCGUCGUGUUCCAAACGUUUUUUUUUUAUCUGUAAGUUGUUCAUGAGAUGUACUAUUUUCAGUGCCUCUGUGAAAAUCUAUUUUUCUUAAUAUGAAUGAAUAAAGAAAGCAGGGAUGUCUUUGCA
Molecule: messenger RNA, 2647 nt
Organism: Oryzias latipes (Japanese medaka)
Lineage: Eukaryota; Metazoa; Chordata; Actinopteri; Beloniformes; Adrianichthyidae
Product: progestin and adipoQ receptor family member 3
Cellular component (GO): membrane
Molecular function (GO): signaling receptor activity
Source: RefSeq, a predicted model, not a curated record